AUGCUUGUGAUAUCUUUUUUAAGUUUUCGGAAUUAUAAUGAAGAUGACUUCAAAUCUCAGAUCAAACCGAAACCGUCUGAAGAAUUAAAAGGAUUUUUGCCUUUAAAAGAUUUUAAUGACACAAAUUUAUCAAAAUCUGAGAGAAUUUUCUUCAUUGAAAGUUCAGGCGUUAAGUUGGGAUCAAGUGAUAUUGGCGAUUUGAAAGAACGUGCCUCAUGUAGUAUCGAAUCGGCAGCUCUAUUGAAUCCCGAUUCAAUAAUUUAUGUUAUUUUUGUAUCAAGAAUAAAAUUAAACAUCUCAGAGACUGUCAAGUCAAUAAUGAACUAUAAAAACGUGGAGCUUUGCAGAAUCAAUUUAAGAGAUUUUAUUCAAGGUUCAAUUGCUGAAAGUUGGAUUGAAAGUGACAAACUUUAUGACUCUUCAUUUCUGGGAAAUAAUAUUUCAAAUUUCUUGAGGCUUUUUCUUCUUUUAAAAUAUGGAGGAACAUAUUUAGAUACUGAUGUCAUAUCUAAGGCAUCGAUAAAUUCCAUUGAAGAGAACAAUUUUAUUGGUGUUGAAAGUUUUGACGAACAACACAACACUUCUCUUAUAAACAAUGCUAUUAUGAGAUUCGAAUCUAUGUCAAUUGGACAUGAGUUAGUAGAAAAGUUUUUGAGUGAAUUCAUGACAAAUUAUAAUGGCCAUGCAUGGGCGUGGAAUGGACCUCACCUUGUAACACAAGUGAUAAACAAAUUUUGUGAUCUUCCAAGGAAACCAAUUAAUGAGAAGUACAAUUGCUCUGGUGUAACAAUCUUACCAACUAAAAUGUGUAGUGAGAUAUCAUUUAGAGAAAUCGGCGUUCUGUUUUCAGAAGAUUCUUCAGUUUAUGAAAAAACUCUUGAGAGAAUAAAAGAUUCAAGUCUUGUGCAUUUGUUUAAUCGCAUGAGUCAGGGGCACAAAGUAAGAACUAAUUCGAAAACAGCAAUUAUAGAAAUGGCAAAACAAUAUUGUCCAAUAGUGUUAAGCAAUUCAGUUCUUCAAGCUUCCUUUCUUCAGCUUUUUCAGCAGAUCUUGAGAAAAAAUGUUCAAUAA
Messenger RNA from Clunio marinus, 1071 nucleotides. The record is from the annotation of a GenBank genome assembly. Lineage: Eukaryota; Metazoa; Arthropoda; Insecta; Diptera; Chironomidae.